Messenger RNA from Plutella xylostella (diamondback moth), 841 nucleotides. NCBI's taxonomy places the organism in Eukaryota, Metazoa, Arthropoda, Insecta, Lepidoptera, Plutellidae. The record is from RefSeq and is a predicted model, not a curated record.
AUGGAGACUCCAUAUCAGAACCACAUUGACAGCAAAGACUUUGACCAUGUGUAUGAACCAGCAGAGGACAGCUUCCUACUCAUUGACGCUUUGGAAAAAGACCUUGAGUAUUUGUCAUCUAAGAAGCCAAUAUUCUGUCUGGAAGUGGGAUCAGGGAGCGGGGUAGUCAUCACUGCCUUAGGGAUGGCACUCCCACAAACCAUCUGCUUCAGCACUGAUAUAAAUUUCAAAGCUUGUAUAAUGUCAAAGUCAACAGCUAGCCACAACAAAGUAGCCCUAGAAUGUGUGAACAUGGACUUGACUAGCUGUUUUCUGGAUAACAAGUUUGACAUUAUUAUUUUUAACCCACCAUAUGUGGUGACGGAAAGUUCUGAAUGUGGUGGCACAGACAUUACAGCCAGCUGGGCCGGUGGUGUGAAGGGCAGAGAGGUCACAGAUAAACUACUGAAUAUGAUACCAAAGCAACUAGCAGAAGGGGGUGUGUUCUACCUUCUGCUGAUAAAAGAGAACAUUCCAGAAGAAGUGGCAGACAUUAUGCUGAAGCAUGGAUUUCAGUCAGAAACUGUGAUCAAAAGACAAGUGAGAAAUGAACAUCAACUAGUGAUGAAGUUUUAUAGAUAAGAAUUCCUCCUAAAACUGUUUUGUACAUCCUACCCUGUUAAGUCCCUUUGCAGCAAUUUUUUAAACAAUAAUGAAACUGGUUGCAUUAUUUAAGACUAGCUGCAAGUGUGGUGCUUAUAACAAAAAUUCAAUAGUGUAUUGUGAAAUACAGUAAUAUGUUAAAUAAGUUACAAAGUUUAUUGUAUAAGUAUAAAAUUAUAUUAUGCACUAUUUAUAAUUA